AUGCGUCUACUGCAUACCACACGCUUGGUAUUCCAAGAAUUCUUCGAUGCUGACAUACCCUCCUACAUAAUACUGUCUCACAGAUGGCUUCAUGACGAAGUUUCUUACCAGAACUUCAUCCUUGGUCGUAAAAAGAGCAGCCAGGGAUACGCGAAGAUUCUUGGUAGCUGCCGACAAGCAUCUCGAAGAGGGAACGGCAAAGACCCUCUAUCAACGGAAGAGCCUGAACGUUCUCACGGUUGGCUCUUUGCUGAUCAUCGGCAUUCCACUGAAUGGGUUUGGAUUGAUACCUGUUGCAUCGACAAGUCAAGUAGUGCGGAGCUCUCCGAGGCCAUCAACUCCAUGUACCGCUGGUAUAGCAACGCGAAGUGUUGCCAUGUUUAUCUUCAUGAUGUCGUGAAGAGCGAGAUCCCUGACAAUACGAUGGCCCAAUUUAAGAACAGUGAAUGGUUUACACGUGGAUGGACCUUACAAGAACUUCUCGCACCAAAGGACGUGAUAUUCUUUGAUAAAAAUUGGAUGGAACUCGGCGACAAGAUAACCCUUUCACGGAAAAUAUCACGCGCCACAUUAAUUUCGGACUGGCAUCUCUUGUCCUUCAGCCCCUCAACCGUUCGUGUGGCUGAGAAGAUGCAGUGGAUGGCUAAUCGAAAAACAAGUCGAGUCGAAGAUGAAGCCUAUUGUCUACUAGGCCUAUUCGACAUCAACAUGCCUCUCCUUUAUGGAGAAGGUCACAAUGCUAGUCGCAGGCUGCAGCAAGAGAUACUCCCAACGUCAGAUGACGAGUCUAUCUUCGCAUGGGAACACCCGACGAUGAUGAUCACCUCUGUCUUGUCAUCUCACCUAGAUCAGUUCGGUUUUAAGUGUGAUGAACGUCAUGACGGGGAAUACUCUGCUGUUGCAGGGGUUUCUCGCCCACCUUAUACCAUUACAAACAAGGGACUCAAGAUAAAACCCAUAGUCCUCGGGACAAUUGCUGGCACAGAGUUAUGA
Messenger RNA from Exophiala viscosa, 993 nucleotides. RefSeq lists its product as uncharacterized. NCBI's taxonomy places the organism in Eukaryota, Fungi, Ascomycota, Eurotiomycetes, Chaetothyriales, Herpotrichiellaceae. The coding region runs from base 1 to 993 and encodes 330 amino acids. The transcript has 2 exons. The record is from RefSeq and is a predicted model, not a curated record.